Molecule: messenger RNA, 1385 nt
Organism: Bradysia coprophila
Lineage: Eukaryota; Metazoa; Arthropoda; Insecta; Diptera; Sciaridae
Product: putative nuclease HARBI1
Source: RefSeq, a predicted model, not a curated record
GCGCAAUUUCGGCCACUUUUUAUCAAUCUUUUAGCGAUUGAUAUUUUGACACUUUCAAAAUUUACAAAUUGCAAAUAUAUGAACUAGUACAAAAGCGACAUUAAUCCAGCAUUUUUUUAAUGUCACCAUCUGCCAUUUCAAUAUCAACACUUACUCUAGCAUAUUUCCUUUACCAACGCAUGGACAUCUUGAUUCCCUUUACUUACAAUUACAUUACAUUCGAAUUGUAACGAAUUGACAGAAGUGAUCGUGAUUUGAUAAAUAAACAAACAAACAUGUUUAAUUUGUCGGCGUAUGAGUAUCAUCGGAACAAAGUUUAUAUGGCAGUGACUCGAAGGUCAUUAAGAGACACAUUGGAUCCAUUCGAUACUCCAGACGAACGUUUCAUUGAAAUGUAUCGUUUCACUCGAUGUCUGGCUUUGGAUUUUCUCGAUUUGCUUAAAGUACAUAUGAACGACAUAAACUGCUGCCCAGAAAUCCCUCUUACAAUCCAAUUUUGUGCAACACUAAACUUCUACGCUAGUGGCAGUUAUCAGCGUCGAGUUUCAGCCGAUGGUAUGGCCAUGAUCAGCCAAAGUGUAGUGUCGAGAUGCGUUCGAUCGAUUAGCUACGCAAUUGCAACGAGAAUGAUUGACGAACACAUUCGAUUUCCUCAAACUCUAGCAGAGGUCAAAAUGUUACAUGAUGAACUUCAAAAUCAUAGUGAUUUUCCAGGUUGUUUCGCGAUUGUAGACGGGUCACAUAUUGCCCUUUCUGCUUUGCCCAAAUUGAUCGAAUUUGCAUUUUUAAAUCGCAAGGGAUUUCAUUCAUUGAACACACAAUUUGUCGUUUCAACCCAGCUUCGAAUUUUGAACGUCAAUGCUAGAUAUUCUGGUUCAACACACGAUGCUCUAAUUUGGAGGUCGUCUCUCGCUAAUUCCACGUUGAAAAGAAUGUCAGAAAGACAUGGGCAAGAAUGGAAGUAUUAUUUGAUCGGCGAUCACGGAUACCCGUUGCAGCCGUGGCUUUUAAAGCCGUACGACACACCUUGCAAUUGGGCAGAGACGGUUUUCAACAGUCGACUCAGAAAAUUGCGUUCAUUAGUGGAAAGAGUGAUUGGUUUGUUGAAAGCUCGUUUUCGGUGUUUACUCAACGAAAGAAAAUUACGUUACAAACCUCUUAUCAGCGGCUACAUUAUUUAUUCUUGCUCCGUGUUGCACAAUUUUCUCAUCGAUAAUGACUACCCAGUCGACAACAUUGAACCCAUUUUCGAUGACGAGGUUGAGAACUACAACGUUGACAUGGUUAUUAACUGUAACGAGUUGGAACGAGGUCGUCGAAUCAGAGAUGGAGUCGCAAUAAAUUUCGUUAAUUGAAAUAUAAAAUCGAAGAGAGCAUCUGCAAAA